AUGGAUGGCCAGCAAGGUAUCUAUAUUGAUAUCGUAUCAAGCAAAGGCAAUCGUCAAUUGAUCGCCGCUUAUGUGGGAUCAUCCAAGCAAAUGAGCCGACGGAUCAAGGAACACCGAGAUAUUGCCAAUCGUUUGAACCGUGGAAAGGCACUUAGUUAUCGGAGGAGUCCUUACUAUACGCUGUUGCAAAAGAAAGAGGUUGAGCCGCAUGACUUUGUCUUUGCGCAGUUCUCCAACCGUCUACCCCCUGCAUAA
This is a messenger RNA of Penicillium longicatenatum, 255 nucleotides long. RefSeq lists its product as uncharacterized. The transcript has a single exon. The record is from RefSeq and is a predicted model, not a curated record. The coding region runs from base 1 to 255 and encodes 84 amino acids. NCBI's taxonomy places the organism in Eukaryota, Fungi, Ascomycota, Eurotiomycetes, Eurotiales, Aspergillaceae.